UGACCAAUAGUUGAAGGGGUUCUCAUAUAUUUUCACCUACUUUGAAAUUCCGACAACCUCAAUCUACGAGCAUGCGAAAUCCAACGCAAAUAAAAAUUUAAAAAGUGUAAAAUUUAAAAUUAGAAAAAAAUAAUAAUAGAGCACGAGGCAUCAGAGUGCCCACCACCUGUUUGUUUGUUUGCUGCUUCGGCUUCCUUAAAACACCGAAAAAAAAAAAAAUGAACCCAAAAUCAGAGAAAAAAAGAAGAAGAAAAAAUUAAGAAAGAAGAGAUGGGAAAGUCGGCGACGAAUUCUUCUUGUUUUAAGCUUUUCACUUGCAGCAGGGGUGGAGGAAGAAGCAGCUCUGAUGAGAUUGAGCAACCAAAGAGAGCGUCGUCGGAGAAGCGCAGGUGGAGUUUCCACAAGACAUUCUCCAGACAGCAGCAGUUGAGCAACACUGUGAAGUCGGAAACUCAUUAUGCUUAUUGUGACAAAGAAUUUCGGCAAAGCAACACUGCUAGCUUUUCUUCAGUAGAAGACACUGAAAAAUUACCUAAUUCAGUAGUCGACGGCGCACAUCUUACUGCUAGUGCUACGGCCACCGCUGAAGAGAACCUCUCAGAUAAUGAAGCCAUCAUAAUUCAGUGUACUAUUAGGAGAUGCCUUGCUCAAAAGGAGCUCCAGAAAAUUAAGAAUGUGGUGACAUUGCAAGCCGUCAUUCGUGGGUAUCUGGAAAGGAGACAAGCUGUUGAAACUUUACGUCGCUUACUAUCCGUCGUCAAAAUUCAAGAUUUUGUCCGGGCUAAGAUAUUAAAUCUCCAAGUUUCGAGAACACCAAAUCACGCAUCUUUUACAAUCAAGAAGGUAUACUCCAAUAUGUUUGCCCGCCAGCUCUUAGAGUCAAUGCUAAAGACGAAAGCCAUUUAUAGAAGCUGCGAUCCUUCGAAUCCUAAUUCAACUUGGCAAUGGUGUAAGAGGUGGAUGUCUAUAACCUCAUGUAACUCAAAUCUGCCUCCUACCAAGGAAAUUGAGUCUCAGAAAGAGGUAGAGGAUGAAAAUAUUGGUGCAAAAGGAGUAAAAGAAAAUUCUGAUUCUGCUUCAAAGCAGGCAUCAUCUCAAGCAGACGACUCUUCAGAACUUCUUCCUAAUUAUAAUUCUCAAAAAAGAGCUUCCAAAAGUUCUUCUUGCAUUCCUCACGAGACAGGAGGAAAAUUGACCAGCCUCGGAUCAGGAAAGGCACAUAAUCCUGCGUUUGCGGCUGCACAAUUGAAAUUCAAAGAGCUGAGCUCAGCUCAAAGUGGAAACAAAUCGGAAUCAAAAUCGGUUCAUUCCCGAGGGAAUUCUCAAACACAGAUAAAAGAGCUAGAAAACUCAGGAUCUCAAAAUCUGGGUGCUCCUACUGCAGCUUCGGAAUGUAACACUGAGAUAUCCAUUUCCUCUACAUUUGAUUCGCCGGAUGGAUCGGAUGGAGAUGGUGGGGCAAUUGUACUCGAAAUCAAAUCCUUGGAGGAAAAUAGAAAUGAUGGCGAAUAUAGUCACAAAGUUAUGACGAAUACGGAUAUGGAAAAACUUCUCUCUAAUUCAGAUGAAUAUCAGCAACAAAUUUUAGAAGAAAAUGGCAAAGAUCUCUCGAGUAAAAGAUUGGAGACGGUCGAUUCAAGUACCAAUGACCAACUCAACCAAUUAAAAGAUCCACAAGUUUGUAGCUCACCACAAUUAGUGGAAAAAGGCGAGAACAGACACCAGAAAUCACAAUUUGCGAACAAAGAUGCAGCAUUAAAGAGUGAUUCGGACGGAAGAAUUGGCACGGAAGUUGUGCUCAUGGAUGUGAAGAGUACUAAAAGACGGUACUCAGGGUCGGCCAGGCCCGAUCAGAGGGUCCACGGGCUCAGUGUCUCCGGUAGCAAAUCCAUUCCGAGUUAUAUGCAGGCCACAGAGUCGGCACGCGCUAAGGUCCAUGGUAGUAUGGCUACAAAAUCUAGUGUAGACGAGUACGAGGGUGAUGGCAGUGCAAAGAAGAGGCACUCGUUGCCUAUUGAGGAUGGAAGGCGGGGUUCGUCCCCACGGAUGCGGAGGUCGAGAUCACAAAUACAAAAUGAUUUUAAGGAGAAGAACAUUAACUUGCGAUGCAAUUCUGUUGUUUCAGAUAGGAAAUGGCAAAGUUGAUUCGAAUUUCUACACCAAAACUAUAUAGUAUGACGAAUACUCGGAGAGAAAGGCUAGCAUAAGGAGACAUUGACAGCUACAGAUGCAUAUGCUGUUUCUGGAAAUUUUCACUCUAGAUUAGAUUUUGUUAGAAUUGGGUUUCCUUGCGAUGUAAAGAUGACUUUUGUGGCUUAUUUCAAGGCUUGUAAUCAUGUAAAUUUUCAACAUCUUCUUGAUGUUUCUUUUGCAGUGGGCAACUCUAGUUUCUUUCUUGCAAUGCUGUUGAUUUUGCAUAAAUAAAUUUUAGGGGCAUAUUCCUUUGUUA
Molecule: messenger RNA, 2449 nt
Organism: Ananas comosus (pineapple)
Lineage: Eukaryota; Viridiplantae; Streptophyta; Magnoliopsida; Poales; Bromeliaceae
Product: protein IQ-DOMAIN 32-like
Exons: 6
Coding region: 271-2145 (624 amino acids)
Molecular function (GO): protein binding
Source: RefSeq, a predicted model, not a curated record